AACCCAGGGCCCGGGCAGAAAGUUGGUUCUUUAUUCUAUGCUCCAAACGCAAAUAUGGAUGUAACAGGUUCGGUAUAAUUCUGUUGUUUCGUGUUAUCGACGUCAAGUGAUAGCAGAGUUUUGGGCGUUGUUAUAAGUAAGCAUGACAAGUCACAUAAGCGACGUAAAGCCGCUUCCUCAUCACGCUAGAAGAGAUGUUUGUGGCUCGAGGCCUGCCUACCGCCAAGGUAGAAAAGCCACUGCCGUGAAAGUGUUCACAAUCAACCAGGAGUCGUGCUAUCUGCUGAUAAGCAACGUCAACGCCGUUGGUGCCUGCGAGGACCUGAAGGAUGCUUGCCUGGAGUAUGGCGAUAUUGACGAUUUUCAUGCCGUCGAUGGCUACGACACUGAAGAAUUUACCGAGACAUACCUGGUGAAAUUCGCCCGUAUACAGUCGGCAAGGAUAGCCAAGAAGAAACUCGACGAGAGAUCUUUCUUCGGCGCUGUAUUGCACGUUUGCUAUGCACCCGAGUUCGAGACGCUUGACGAGACGCGCCAUAAAAUAAUCGACCGUUGUAAGUACGUCGCAUUCAAGACUGGGAAGCAUUUUAGGCCGGUUACAUCACGCGGUCGUAAAAGACGCAGUGAAGCCAAGGGCAGCAGUUUUCUGCCCGAGAAGCGCAACCUAAGCGUUCCUGAAACUCCACCGAUUUCUUAUAUUUGGGCCGGUCGGGAGUACUCGCUAACACCUCGGGCCGCGCAGCUGGACUGCAGUGGCCUGCCCUCUUCGUUGUCGCCUUCAUGCGUGAAUCCGCUGUACAACGAUCAGCCACUGAACUUCGGUGACACCCCGCGCCAGAGUGCUGCCAGUAGCGAAGACCGGGUGUCUUUCACACGCGAAGAUAAGUCGAGCAAGUCAAGUUCUGCUCAACUCGUCACAGACGCUUACGAGAGAACCAUCUCAUUGAUUCGAGACAAGGUUAAAGGAGUGGCGGUUCCAAACACGGACGUACUCUUAAGGAAGCGAAAGCCUUGACUGUUCCCUACAGACGUGCGCUUUCUGAUGGAAUUUGCUUGGUGCCUGCAGUAGGGAAAAAAAAAAAAAAAAAAACUGGCGAUGCGCUUCAUGUCAGGCUGCCAAGCUGAAAUCCAACCUUGUGAAGUCGCUUUCUGAUAUAAACCUUGUUUUCAAAAUGUCACUUUUUGUUCAAUCC
Dermacentor silvarum is the source of this 1193-nucleotide messenger RNA. Its product is annotated as RNA-binding protein 48-like. The coding region runs from base 143 to 1015 and encodes 290 amino acids. The record is from RefSeq and is a predicted model, not a curated record. The transcript has a single exon. Gene Ontology annotation, molecular function: nucleic acid binding. Gene Ontology annotation, cellular component: nucleoplasm. Lineage: Eukaryota; Metazoa; Arthropoda; Arachnida; Ixodida; Ixodidae.